GCGGGCACACCGAGCGAAACGCAGCGCAGCGCAGCAAAAUCGACGUUACCAUUAUUUAUAAUCAAUUAAACAAUUGGGAAAAUCCGGCAGCAGAUCGCGCAGUAUUCGUACCGCCCCCGCCACGCCUACAGCUGCCCACGCCGCCACGCCCUCUGGCGCGGGGUCACUUCGAUAGAGAGCGCUGCGUGUGUGUGUGUGAGGGAGAAAAGAAAAAAAAACAGGCAGCGAAAAGCGAUAAGAAACGGAGCACACUGGAAAAAAUUGCGAUAAGCAGUGGGGCAAGCGGAAAUCGCCAAGAUCCUGGAAUGGAUUAACGGCACAGUCGGGUUGUGAGGUUAGCCAACAGUGGGAUUAGGAGCAGGAUCAGGAUCAGCCAUGUCGUCCGCCGUGAACAUCCAGAUCGUCUCCAUGCCGAACCUGGCCAAGAUCGAGAGCUUCCUGAAGGACGUUAGCUACCGGGAGACGAUCGAGUACAGCGCCAACUUUAACACGCGCCUAUGCAUCGAGCGGCGCCUCCGGCUGCCCUUCCUCGAUCCGCAGACGGGCGUCGCCCAGAACCACUCGCAGCUCUUUCUGGACAAGCGCCAGCGGAUGCCCGGCUUCCGCCAGGGCCAGAUCUACACCUAUCCGGCUGCCCGCUGGCGAAAGAGCCGCCGUCAGUACUUGAGCAAGAUGUACAGUCGCUUUCCGGAGCGCCCUUUCCAGGCGCUACGCAAGGAGCACGAGGCUCUGGUGGCCAGCGGCGUGAAUCUGGGACUAAGCAGCCUGUCCAGUGGAGUAGGACCCAUGCCCGGCACCACUAACCUGGCCAGCAGCUCCUCCCUGACGCUAAACAUGCUCACUGGCGGCGGGGCAGCGCCGGCUGUCCUGGGUUCCCUGCACAGCGAAACUGCCCACGAUUUUAAUGGGGCCUUCAGCCUGGAGGAGUCCAGCUCACUGGGUGCCGCCGGCGGUGAUACAUCCGAUAGCAAGGACAGCCAACAGCAGCAGCAUCAGCAACAACAGCACCAGCAACAGGCCGUCAAGGAGGAGCAGCUGCCCAAGGAGUGGUUCUACGAUGACAUGGACAUGAACGAUGUGGACUCGCUGGAGGAGCCCAAGUCGCCGGCGGACGAUGAGUACGACUAUGACCCGCGCUACGGGAACAAAAAGCGGCGUAAACGGCGGCCUGGAAAGCGAGGAGGAGACUCCGGCGGCGGAGGUGGAGGAGGAGGCUCCAGUGGUGUUGGCAGCUCCGGCGGCGGCUCCAGUUCACGGAGACGCAGUGCCGCGGUCAGGUCCCGCAUCGCCACGACAGAUGCGGCGCUGGACGCCUCGCUGGAAGCCAUCGAAUCCGGUGAGAGUGUGCCAGGCAGCAAUGGCGGCCCGGUCUCCAGCGGUGGCAUCCUCAGCAGCAGUUUGGGAGCAGGCUUGACAGGAGUUUCGGGAUCUGGUGCAGCAGGAGGUUCAGCAGGGGCUUUGGCCAACAGCCGUAGAUCCCGGGGAGCGGGAACGCGCGGCAGGCGACGAGCCAAGGGACCAAUCAGCGCCGUGGGAGCUGUGUCCGAUCCGACAAGCCCCGGUAUGGUUUUCGAACCACCAUCCUUCGAGAGUGCCGCUGCUGCUGUGGGCGUGGUCGAGGACGCGAACGCCCAUUUGCGCAACUAUCGGAAGUAUCUGUAACCGCUCUUUCAACAACUAAUUCGUCGUGUAAUCAAUCAAUCCCCUGUUUUUGCGUUGUUUUCUCGCCUAUCGAUCGACCUACUUUUCGAACAUAAUUUAAAGCUAGUUUUUAAGCCUUAGUUGAUUACUGUUGCCUCCCAACAAAAUAUGGAAAUUAAUCAAAUACAUUGUGGACCAGGAACAGAAACAGGACUAGGAUCAGGAUUACGAUCAGAACAGCGCAUCAGGCCGUAGCCAAUUUAAUUCCAAUGUUUCGCCUCUCUUAACUUUACGUUCCCAUAGCCAAUUGAUUGUUGUUUUUUGAACUACCAAUAGGCUGGCGAAAUUCUCUGCAAACGAACUUCAGCAGAAACUCCAAGGAAGUAGAACGUAUUCAGAGAUCACUUAAACUUUUUUUUUGGAAAAAUAUAGUUGCAUGUUUUUGAAACCUUUAGCAAUUAAAAAUCUUAAUAUCAAAUUACCAAUGAAUAAUUUAGUGGACGAUUUAUAUGAUAGCUUUAAAACCGUGUAAAUUUCAUCGUUUCGGACACCCCUAGGUAUUUAAAAAUUAUAUAAUUUAGGCAAACAAAGGCACUUUAUAUAAAAUUGGUUGGAAUAUGUAAACGAGUGCUUAAAAAAAUAUUUACAUUUAAGUAAAAUGAAAAGUAUAUAAAAAUAUUUCCUGACUACAUUUUCAAAAUUUUUGGCAAAAGAAAAAAAUCUUAACAAAAUCGAGAACUAAUGCAACUCCACCGAAUCUGAAAAGUGUCCUGAAUUAAAUAUGCAACGAAAAAGUCUUAAAAUCUCCAUGAUAUCGGAUUCGAAUACAUAAAUGCGAUCUCAAGCCUUUUUCGCCGCAUGGCUUCCAAUUUGUUCUUUAGAGAAGUUCGCCAGACUAUAACAUUAUAUUGUACAUUAUAUAUAUGAGUGUACAGGCAUUAUAUAUAUUUACAUGCAUUAUAUUAGCGAGUCUACUUAAACCUAGUCCACCUUUUGGACUGGCUCUCCACCUAAUCGCAAUCUCUCAGUUUCUGUUGCUGCAUGUUCUAUUAAAACACUAUAUCUAUCUCCCUUCUCCACAUAUUAUAUUAAAUUUUUUUAUUUAACCAAAAUUUUAGUUAAAAGAAAACAAUUCAAAUUGUAAUCUAUUUAGGCAAGUGGUAGGGUAUCUCUAGCAAAUAGAAGAAGCUAAAAAACACUUUCGUAAAACCAAAAUUUUUUCUCUAGGAUCAUAAUUUUUAAGCUGAGCUGAAAACAAAUUUUAACAAACUAACAAAACAAAAAUUAAAACAAGAUCAAAAAAAAAAACGUGUACAUUUCGAAAAGUCAAAGUCCACAAAAUUGUAAUAUUUGAGCGACAUAAAUCACACAAGAAUCCACAAAAGAAGGCAAAAAAAAAUGGAAAUAGGUUUCUAAGAUGUUUUAAUAUAUUUUGUAAUAACAA
Molecule: messenger RNA, 3085 nt
Organism: Drosophila rhopaloa
Lineage: Eukaryota; Metazoa; Arthropoda; Insecta; Diptera; Drosophilidae
Product: homeotic protein female sterile
Exons: 2
Coding region: 376-1662 (428 amino acids)
Source: RefSeq, a predicted model, not a curated record